AUGGCGUGGGCCACCUGGUUGGCAGCGGUCUCUUGGCUCAGCGUCCUGUCGCACAGUGCGCGUUGCCACCCCCUGAGCGGUUGGGAACGGCCGCCCCGGGUCGGCGGCGACGCCUUGGACGGCUACGCGGACGGGGACGCCUGGGAGGGAGAGGGCGGCUUCGGCGCCCCCGAGCGCGGAGCCCCGCGGGGUCCGACGCCGUCGGGCGGCCCCGCGCACGAGGACCCGGUCCGGGCGGACCCGCCCCAGUUCAUGAUCGACCUGUACAACAGGUUCGCCGCCGACCGCUCCUCCGCGCCGUCCUCCAACAUCGUGAGGAGCUUCGUGAACGAAGACGCCGCAGCCCCCGCGUUGCCCGAGGCGGAGAGCAAAGUGCGGAAACACACCCUCCUCUUCAACGUCUCGGUGCCCCAUCACGAGGAGGUCGUGAUGGCCGAACUCAGGCUCUCCACCUACGUGGAGAGGGACAGGCGGCUGUACGAGGGCGUCGAUAGGAAAGUCGCGGUGUACGAAGCCGACGAGGGGGUGGAGGGUGCGGAGCCCGGGGGAGCCCGGCUGUCCAUCCUGGUGUCCAAGCGCAUCGGCGGCCAAGACAGUGGCUGGGAAGCCUUCGACGUGACCGAGGCCAUCAGGCGUUGGGCGAAAUCCUACACCACGACCCACGCGUUGGAGGUCCACAUCGAGAGCGUCGAGGGGGGAUCUCGGCAAGUGGGGGCGCUGGGUCUGGGUCUGGGGCCGAACCCCGAGAGCAGAAACGUGCCUCUGCUGGUGGUCUUCUCGGACGAUCGGAAGCGCGGCCGGAGGGAGGCGAGCGGCGAGGUCAAGGAGAUGAUCUUCCACGAGCAGGAGCUGGUGCUGGAGGAGCUGGUCGAGCGGUCGAGCGUCCGGGGGGGGCGCGACGAGGACCUGAUCCAAGCUCAGGCCAACAUGCUGCCCGACGACUCCACGUCGAGGACCCGCAGGAACGCCGAGAGCAACUACUGCAAGCGAGUGCCCCUCCACGUGGACUUCACCGAGAUCCGCUGGGACUCGUGGAUCAUCGCCCCGAAGGACUACGAGGCGUACGAGUGCAAAGGUGUGUGUUACUUCCCCCUGACGAACCACGUCACGCCCACCAAACACGCCAUCAUCCAGACUCUGGUCAACCGCUCCAACCCCAAGAAAGCCUCCCGAGCUUGUUGCGUCCCCACCAAACUCGAUCCCAUCUCGGUCCUGUACCGGGACUCGGCGGGCGUCGUGACUUACAAGUACAAAUACGAGGACAUGGUGGUGGCGGAAUGUGGGUGCAGAUAGUAAACCACCACA
Callorhinchus milii (elephant shark) is the source of this 1305-nucleotide messenger RNA. RefSeq names its product bone morphogenetic protein 10. The record is from RefSeq and is a predicted model, not a curated record. Gene Ontology annotation, cellular component: extracellular region. Gene Ontology annotation, molecular function: growth factor activity; cytokine activity. Gene Ontology annotation, biological process: SMAD protein signal transduction; BMP signaling pathway. The transcript has 2 exons. NCBI's taxonomy places the organism in Eukaryota, Metazoa, Chordata, Chondrichthyes, Chimaeriformes, Callorhinchidae. The coding region runs from base 1 to 1293 and encodes 430 amino acids.